Calliphora vicina (urban bluebottle blowfly) is the source of this 1640-nucleotide messenger RNA. RefSeq names its product probable cytochrome P450 28a5. Bases 53 to 1570 code for a protein of 505 amino acids. The record is from RefSeq and is a predicted model, not a curated record. The transcript is spliced from 8 exons. Gene Ontology annotation, molecular function: heme binding; iron ion binding; oxidoreductase activity, acting on paired donors, with incorporation or reduction of molecular oxygen. Lineage: Eukaryota; Metazoa; Arthropoda; Insecta; Diptera; Calliphoridae.
AUUAACACCAGUUUAAUUAUUUAGUUGAUUAACGUACAAGCUAAACAAAAAUAUGUUUUUAACAAUAAUUUCUUGCAUAAUUGCAUUUAUCUUAUUAUUUUAUAUAUUUCUAAUAUGGAAUUUUGAUUAUUGGAAAAAACGGGGCAUUGUUAGUCCAAAGCCACUACCAUUUGUUGGUAACUAUCCCAGUGUUUUGACACAGAAACGUCAUAUGGCUUAUGAUUUACAAGAUAUUUAUGAAAAAUAUAAACACACCGAUAACUUUGUGGGCAUAUUUAGUUGUCGUAGUCCCCAAUUAUUGAUAACAAAUGGUGAAUUGGUGAGACGUAUUUAUAGUACAGAUUUCAAACACUUCCAUGAUAAUGAAGCUUCACGCAUGGUGGAUGACAAAUCCGACUUUCUAUUUGCCAACAAUCCGUUUUCCUUGACCGGUGAAAAAUGGAGAGAAAGGCGAGCUGAAAUAACACCUGGUCUCACAAUAAGCAGAGUCAAAACCGUUUAUCCCAUUACCCAAAGAGUUUGCAAAAAUAUGACAAAAUUUAUUGAAGAACAAAUGAAAAUGGUUGCCAAAGAUGGAAUUGAAGCUAAAGAUCUCAGUUUACGUUUCACCUCUGAAGUUGUUACCGAUUGUGUUUUGGGUCUGGAGGCCAAAAGUUUCUCACCCAAACCUUCACCCAUUAUGACAAUGAUAACACAGAUUUUCGAACAAAAUUUUAUUUUUAUAUUUUACACCAUAAUAUUGGGUUUAUUUCCAUCUUUAAGUAAUUUCAUUAAAAUACGUUUCUUCCCCAAAAAAUCUGAGGAGUUUUUCGUAAAGAUUAUGCAAGAUUCUGUAGAGCUGAGAAGAUCACAAAAAGAGCAGGGUGUGAAUGAAUCACGUGUAGACUUUUUGAAUUAUAUCUUACAGUUGCAGGAGAAAAAGAAACUGUCGACUUUGGAUUUGGCUGCACAUACCAUGACAUUUUUAUCGGAUGGUUUUGAGACAACAGGCUCAGUGCUAUCGCAUGCUUUAUUGUUGUUGGGCCGUGAUUUGGAAAGACAACAAAAGUUACGUGAGGAAAUUUUGGACACAAUUGGAGAUAAGGAAGAUUUUGAUAGCAUGAUGGAUUUGCCAUAUUUAGAUGCAUGCAUUCAUGAAACCAUACGUCUCUUUCCUCCCGGCUUCUUUUCCAAUAAACUUUGCACCGAACCCAUAGAAUUGCUCAAUAAAAAUGGCAAAUCUUUAGUUUUGUCCAAAAAUACCGUUGUAGUUUUACCUUUACAUUCCAUAAUGGUGGAUGGGGAUUAUUACACAAAUCCCAAUGACUUUGAACCUGAACGUUUCCUGGAGGAAAAUGGUGGCCUCAAGAAAUACAAAGAUUUAGGAGUGUAUUAUGGUUUUGGUGAGGGACCCAGAGCCUGUUUAGGUAUGCGUUUUGCUUUGGCCCAACUUAAGAGCGCUUUAGUGGACAUUAUGCGUCAGUUUGAAGUUCGUGUCAAUGUGAAAACCCGCAAAGAUAAUGAAUUGGAUCCCAAAUAUUUCUUAUCGCGUUUAAAUGGUGGCAUUUGGUUGGAUUUUAAGAAAAUUUAAUAGAUAAUAGAAAAAUUUAUUAAUAAAAAAUUAAUACAAAUAAAGCAUAUUAAUAUUUAUGUAAAGAUCA